CAGGUCUCUACCUGUGUCCUGGAAUGAAGACCAUCGUGGUCUUACCAGCUGAGAUUAUCAACAAAAACUGGAAGAUUCAGAUAGGCUGUCAAACUGAUGAGCUACAUGACAAGGAUGAGCUGAAGAGACCACCAUGUGUUCAUGAGCAGUUUACUGUUACAUCAGACAUGAUGCUUGUGUCCAACCUGUGGGGGGGACUCAUCUAUCUGGUGGCUCCACCCAACACACAAGUGAAGGGGUUGGAGAUCACAGUGCAGAAAGCUGUAACUGCUCCAUAUUACAAGUCUGGUGUAACAACUGCAGCUGAGUGGUUAACACUGCGCACAGCUCCUUCACCGUGGGCAGAGUUGGAGUUUGAAAACAUCGUCCUCACCGUACCAUCAGAUGCUAUUCGGGGUCUGGAGCGCCCCGACAAGGUGGCCGCUCUCUGGGAUGAAAUCAUGAGGGCCAUUGCAGAUCUGGCUGCCAAACCACACAAAUUUCCCCACAAGGAGCGCUUUGUGACAGAUGUGCAGAUUUCUGCCGGCUGGAUGCAUGCAGGUUAUCCUAUCAUGGCACACCAUGCUUCAGCUGCUGAAUUAGUUGGUGUUAAAAAAAGUAAAGAACUGUGGGGUCCCAUCCAUGAGUUGGGACACAACCAACAGAGAAGCUGCUGGGAGUUCCCAUCACACACCACAGAGUGUACAUGCAACCUGUGGUCAGUGUAUGUGCAUGAAGAAGUGCUGGGUCUCAACAGAGCACAGGCUCAUGACGAGUUGCCUUUAGCAAAGCGAAAGAGUCGAGUAGAGAAAUACAUCAAGGGAGGAAGGGAACUCAGUGACUGGAAGCUGUGGGUUGCCCUGGAAACAUAUCUGCAGCUCCAGGAAAAGUUUGGCUGGGAUGCCUUCAAGAAGGUGUUUGCUGCGUACCACCGUAUGAGUGACAUCCCUGAUGACAACAACACAAAGAUGAACCUGUAUGCUGAGACUUUCUCUCAGACUGUGAAGAUGAACCUGACUGGCUUCUUUAAGGCCUGGGGCUGGCCAAUAGAAGCAGCCACUGAAAUGAAACUGUCCAAGCUGCCUUACUGGAAUGAUCACCCCAUGAACUAGUACAGAUAAACCCAGUGCCACUGCAGACUACAAAAUAUUAAUGUUAGUAUUAAUGAGUGAAACUGUUCUUUUUUGGUCUUUUUUUAAACCACAUUAGUCAAGAAUAAACCAUAUAUGGAAUCUCGUUUUGACCUCAGAUGUUUCUGUACACUACGCCAGCCUCUUGGUUCCUUUGUUUUUUAGGCCUGUUACACAUAGAGCAAAAUUAACCUGUGUAAUUAUUUAGUACGCUCACUGGUGGUGGUUUGUGGUUAUGAUGGUGUUUUUGUGUGGUUUUUAGUGGAACUAGUAAUCAUGUUUUUGUAGUAAGUAUCACUUUAGUAUGUUACAUUAUAUGCAUGACACUUAAUAUGUAAACCAUUCACUGUCAAAGUUUCAUGUCUGUAUUACACCAACAGGAUAAGACAGAACUGGAUUAGUUGUUUUCCCAUUGACUGAGAACUGAUACAUAGACUAAAUGACAGUAGUAUAAUGAUCCUAGUAAUCUUGAUUGUUUGUGUAAUUAAGUAAAAGUUUUGUCUAAUAGCAUGGAAUCAAUGCAGUUAUACUUAAAAAAAA
Molecule: messenger RNA, 1649 nt
Organism: Pundamilia nyererei
Lineage: Eukaryota; Metazoa; Chordata; Actinopteri; Cichliformes; Cichlidae
Product: TRPM8 channel-associated factor homolog
Exons: 6
Coding region: 24-1091 (355 amino acids)
Biological process (GO): positive regulation of protein targeting to membrane
Cellular component (GO): plasma membrane
Molecular function (GO): transmembrane transporter binding
Source: RefSeq, a predicted model, not a curated record